CAAGUUGCUUUUCGUCUCUACAUCUUUAUUAGGGUCCAUAAUUAAAUCGGCAGUCACGUCAAUUAAACGAGUACUCCAGCGACUAUGAUACUGCCCUACUGUUUCAUCUCCUCAAUCUCAACAAAGAAUAUUCAACAGAUAGGCUGGAUCGAUCAAGAACAGGUAAGAAAUUAACUAAGUACUAAACCAAAUAUAUAAUCAAAUAAGGCAGUAGAGAGAGAUUGAGGGCAACAAGGUUGACCUGCAGAGAAGCUACGUAUACAUAAGAGAGGCCGGUUCUAGUUUGGAGAAAACAAGGAAUUACAAGGCAACAGUUCAGCACCAACAGCAGCAGGCAGAAUGACUGGUACUGGUGGUGACGGCAUGGUCAAUGGAACAUUGCAUAGUUCCUCUGCGGUCAUCCACAAGCCGAUUGUAAGAAUCACAGUUUUGUUUCUGGGAGUUCUUGCUGUUUCUUGCAUCGUUUUGUACAAGUCUGCCUACCAUUUUGAGUUCCUGCCUGGCUCCUCCUCUGAUUCAGAUUCACUUUCCAUGUUAGACAAUCGAACUUCUAAGGGAAAAAUUGAUUUGGAAUUGGAGAGAAUUUUGAAGAACGCAUCCACCAAGCAUAAAACUGUGAUCUUGACAACAUUGAAUCAAGCAUGGGCAGAGCCUGGAUCUAUAUUUGAUCUCUUCUUGGAGAGUUUUCAAGUUGGAGACAACACACAAAAACUUGUAAAUAAUUUGAUCAUAAUAUCCAUGGACCAGAAGGCACAUGCUCGUUGCUUGGCUAUACAUCCACAUUGCUAUGCUCUCAGAACUGAAGGGCUUAAUUUCUCAAGUGAAGCAUACUUCAUGUCUGAAGAAUACCUAAAGAUGAUGUGGAGAAGAAUCGAGUUUUUGGGCACUGUUCUUGAGAUGGGCUACAGCUUUGUUUUCACGGAUGCAGAUAUUGUGUGGCUUCGAAAUCCAUUUCCACGGUUCUAUCCGAAAGUAGAUUUCCAGAUAGCAUGUGAUAACUACUACGGCAAUCCUGAAGACAAAAAUAAUCGACCAAAUGGAGGGUUUACCUAUGUCAGAUCCAAUCUUCGGACGAUUCAAUUCUACAGGUUUUGGUUCCAGUCUAGAGAAACCUAUCCUGGCAAUCAUGAUCAAGAUGUAUUGAAUAUGAUAAAAAACGAUCCUUUCCUCGAGAAGAUCAGACUGGAAAUGAGGUUUCUAGACACAGCUUACUUUGGUGGUUUUUGUGAACGUAGCAAGGAUUUUCACGAAGUUUGUACUAUGCAUGCAAAUUGCUGCUAUGGUCUGGGGACUAAAGUUCAUGAUCUAAAAAUUGUGCUUGUAGACUGGAAGAAUUUCAUGUCAUUGCCUCUUAAGGAAAAAGCAUCAGCAUCACCCGCUUGGAGAGCUCCUCAAAAUUGCAGGACAUAAACCCAGAGGAGUCAGGCUUCCACAUGCAUCCUGCAUCCUUUGACCUUCUUCCUGAUACAUUCUAGAAAACUGAUCAUGGUUAACAUUUCUGCACAUUUCUAUAGCAAUUGUGUGAAAUCAAUGAAGGUGCGAAACUGUUCUUGUUCGAGGAUUGCUCUUGAUGUCUCUCUAAGAAAAAAGUGAUGUAUACAGGUUGUAAAACCAAAGACUUAGUUAAAGUGGAAAUCUAGAAAUUGCAAAUAGCUUUUAAAACCCACCAA
Messenger RNA from Populus nigra (black poplar), 1670 nucleotides. RefSeq lists its product as uncharacterized. The transcript is spliced from 4 exons. The coding region runs from base 340 to 1410 and encodes 356 amino acids. Lineage: Eukaryota; Viridiplantae; Streptophyta; Magnoliopsida; Malpighiales; Salicaceae. The record is from RefSeq and is a predicted model, not a curated record.